Dictyostelium purpureum is the source of this 1254-nucleotide messenger RNA. Its product is annotated as clathrin-adaptor medium chain apm 3. The transcript is spliced from 4 exons. Gene Ontology annotation, cellular component: cytoplasmic vesicle; clathrin adaptor complex. The coding region runs from base 1 to 1254 and encodes 417 amino acids. NCBI's taxonomy places the organism in Eukaryota, Evosea, Eumycetozoa, Dictyosteliales, Dictyosteliaceae. Gene Ontology annotation, biological process: endocytosis; intracellular protein transport. The record is from RefSeq and is a predicted model, not a curated record.
AUGUUAAGCAGUUUUUUUAUUUUAGCAAAUACCGGCGAUAUUUUGAUUGAAAAACAUUGGAGAGGUUUAAUUAAUAGAUCAAUAUGCGAAUAUUUUUGGGAUCAAGUAUUACAAUCAAAACAAAAUGGUUCAAUGGUACCACCAGUAAUCUCAACACCAAAAUACUAUUUAAUUAAUAUUCAAAAACCACAAAUUUAUUUAUUAGGUGUUUUACAAUCAGAAGUAUCACCAUUACUAGUAGUAGACUUUUUACAAAGAAUAUAUGACACAUUUGUAGAUUAUUUUGGAUCCAAUAUAAGUGAAGCCACAAUCAAAGAUAAUUUCGUACAUGUAUAUCAAUUAAUAGAUGAAAUGACUGACAAUGGUUUCCCAUUCACAACAGAAUUAAACUUUUUAAAAGAAAUGAUAAAACCACCAGGUGUUUUAUCAAAUGUUUUAUCUUCAGUAACUGCCACAAGCAAUAUUACUGAUGUUUUACCAAAUGGUUCAUUAGGUGCAAUUCAAUGGCGUAAAACUGGUAUUAAAUAUACAGCAAAUAAAAUAUUUUUCGAUAUUAUUGAAGAAAUUGAUUGCAUUAUUGAUAGUAAUGGAUAUAUUGUUUCAUGUGAAGUUAAUGGUGAAAUUUUAGUACAUUGUAAUUUAAGUGGAAUGCCAGAUUUAACAUUAACAUUUAAUAAUCCUAGAAUGUUGGAUGAUGUUAGUUUCCAUCCAUGUGUAAGAUAUUCAAGAUGGGAAAAUGAAAGAGUUUUAAGUUUUAUCCCACCUGAUGGAAAUUUCAAAUUAUUAAACUAUCGUGUCAAGGGUAUUAAUCAACUCCCAAUUUAUGUUAAACCACAAAUUAGUUUUUCCGAAGGUGGUGGUAGAGUGAAUAUUACAGUUGGUCACAAGGGCUUCAAUAAUAAUAAAUUAAUAAUUGAGGAAGUUAUUGCAACCAUACCCUUUUCAAAAUCUACAAGCAGUGCCAACCUCACUGUUAACACUGGUUCAUUCAGUAUCGACGAAUCUACCAAAGUUUGUAGAUGGAAUAUUGGUAAAAUUCCAAAAGAAAAAACUCCAUUCCUUCAAGGUAGUGUCUCUUUAAUUGCUGGAUCUGCCCCACCAGAAUCGAAUCCUUCCAUUAUGCUUCAAUUCAGAGUCCCACAAUAUUCAAUCUCUGGUCUCAAUAUCGAAUCAUUGGCUUGCAGCGAAAAAUAUAAACCAUUUAAGGGUGUUAAGAGUGUAACAAAGGCUGGAAAAUUCCAAGUCAGAAGUUAA